This is a messenger RNA of Linderina pennispora, 422 nucleotides long. RefSeq lists its product as uncharacterized. The record is from RefSeq and is a predicted model, not a curated record. Lineage: Eukaryota; Fungi; Kickxellomycota; Kickxellomycetes; Kickxellales; Kickxellaceae. The coding region runs from base 104 to 316 and encodes 70 amino acids. The transcript has a single exon.
AGCUUCAGCAUCAGCCAGAGACUGCGCGAGCCCCCCGUUCAGCUAGUAAUUCCGUGCCGUUAAUUGUUGCUUCUAUUUCGGUCGUCGACCAAAACAUUUGGCGAUGAGCGGGAAGCGACGGGCGGGAGGGCUGUGUGCAGGAGAGCGGGCGGGAGCAGCGCGGGUGGCGAAAUCUGCGCUGCCAGCGCAACGUUACCACUUGUCCGCCUAUUUCUGGCUGGGUCGCUGUUUUGUGCUACGUGCUUUCUUGUGGAGCGCACAGCUCUGUUUGGGUCACCAUCUGUGCCCCGAGUGUGUCCGCCGCUUUUUCAUAUAAAGGCAGCAGCAGCUACUGCUCCGUCCUUCUCCCGCCCUCGUAGAGAGAAGCUCUUGCGUUUUUUGUAUUCCUCCUCCGUCUGUACAAGCUCGACUUUUGUAUCUUA